AUGCCAAGUCCUCUCAGCCUUGCCGAUUCCAAGCCCUUGCAGGGCGACGAAUCUGGUGAGAGUUCUUGGAAAGGCGACGUUAACGACGCCACCGAACCCGAAGAAGCGUUGGCCGCUUCUACUCAGAAGGAAGACAUCACUAACACCAUUCUCCCUAGAUGUGAGCUUUGCAAGCAGCGAAAGGUAAAAUGCGACCGUGGCCAACCAUCAUGCGGGUGGUGCACCCGCAAUAGCGCGGCAUGCGAAUACAAGGAACGCCGAAAACCGGGAUUGAGGGCAGGGUAUGGGAGAGAGCUGGAGCAGCGGCUUGACAAACUCGAAGAAAUACUCAAGUCACAUGCAGAAAUUCUGCAGGCGACAAUGACGGCUGGCAGCCAGAAUCAUGCACCAAGUAUAAGGAAUAGUAACUCGAGUCUGCCGAGCGAUCAGGGAACUCCCCGAGAAGUUGUACCAGUCUUCAGACCACCAGAAAGCAUGCGCACACCCCAGGCUGAAACUGCUCUCUUUUUACAGAAGGUGUCCAGUUUCACACCGAGCUCUCAAGCCCUUGAAUUUGGCAUACCGCCUACUCCUGGGAUAAGCGAUGGGUUUCAGCCACAUAUGCAAAUGCCUGGCAUAUCUGGUCCACCCGGUGUAACUUGUAUACCACCAUCAGCAGCGGCUCAGGACUACUACGGAUCAAACAGUCAGGCCACAAUGCAUUCGCCAUCCGUUACGUUGUCUCAAAACGCCUCAGUUAGUACAGCGCCGCUGGACCAGGAUAUGCCCCCGUACGAUUUGCUCUACGCCUUGGUCGACCUGUAUUUUAAACACAUCAACACUUGGUGCCCGAUUCUGCAUCGGAAAACGACCCUGGAUUCUCUCUUUGGUCCAUCAACACUGCAGGAGACAGAUCGAAUUCUUCUUCAUGCAAUUGUGGCAACGGCCAUGCGAUAUUCCAAUGACUCAAGGUUGACCGAUGAGCGGCGGCGACAUUACCACCAAGUGUCAAAGCAACGAGUUUUGCUCUAUGGAAUGGAGAACUCAUCAGUCCAGUCUCUUCAGGCAUUGGUUAUUCUGGCCCUUGAUCUUUGCGGUGACAGCAAUGGGCCGCCAGGGUGGAACAUCAUGGCGCUCAUCACCCGCGGCGUAGUCCAGCUGGGGCUGGCAGUAGAAAGUACAUCUUUCAGCGUCUCGCCCAACUACACGUCAAUCUACACACUACGUGCAAUGGUGCUACCAGAAACGAAGGACUUCAUCGAGGAAGAGUCACAAAGAAGGCUAUUUUGGAUGAUAUAUCUUCUGGAUAGAUAUGCCACAAUUGCGACUGCCUUCGAAUUUGCGCUCAAUGAUAAAGAAAUUGACCGCACUCUCCCUUGUCGCGACGAUUUGUGGAUCAAGAACCAGAAGGUUGAGACCAAAUGGUUCAAAACCCGGGACUAUCACGAAGAGACAUCGGAAUAUGAUAUUAGCAAGCCUGAGAAUAUCGGCGCAUUCGGAUUCCAUUGCGAGAUUCUCAACAUCCUAGGUCGAAUACAUGAUUUCCUCAAACAGCCUGUUGACAUUAGUGCCCUGAGCGAUGUGGAACAGUGGCAAAUGCGUUACAAGGAACUCGAUAACCUACUCACAUCCUACAAAUUCUCCCUACCAAAUGAGUACGGCAAUAUGGCAAAGUUAUUCCAGCCAGGAAGCAAGAACCUCAACUGCGGGUGGGUCAUGUUACACGCGACAUACCAUACCGCCGUCAUUCGACUGCAUUCAUCGGCCGCUUAUCCUACUACUAGGUCACCAAUCUUCACCCCUUCGUACAGUGCUUCGCAGAGGUGCCAUGGUGCCGUCGAGAAUAUCGCAGCGUUGGGCGAAUUUGUCAUUAAUAAUAGUCUCCUGCAUAAACUGGGCCCCCCCUUCGCAUUCACCCUCUGGGUUGCCGCCAGACUACUGCUUGUUCAUGGCUCGACUGUUGAACGGAAGCUAUCUCCUCAAAUUUCCUUCUUUGUCGAGGCCCUUCGCGAAAUGGGGCGUUACUGGCCCGUAGCAGCUCGCUAUUGCGAGCUCCUUCAAAGGGUGCUAGAUGAGCAUCGUGACAGCGAGAGGCAAGGUGAUGGAGUGACACCAAGCUCCGUGAAAAUACUAUCUGACAUGCGUCGAACUGCAUUUGACCUUGACUUUCUCAUUUCAAGGCAACCGAAGCUGGGUGUCGGAAGUAUGAGCCGAUUCCCAAGUUUAACACCAGCAAGAACCCCAGCUCCAAACGAGCUCGAAUACUUAGAUGUCUUUGACUUCUUCAACGUGCCUCGUUUACCAGUUGGCGGAGAGAACAUGGCGGGCAACGGCCAAACGGCUCCCGCUGGAGUAGACAUCGACCGACCAAACAGCCAAGAGCAGGUACAACAUCCUGGGCCUGGGAAUGAAUUUAAUAUUACGAACUUUAUGGUGGACGCUAAUAGCGACUGGCUCUUUAAGCAAGAGGGAAGCAAAUUUUUGGGUCAAACUUAA
Clonostachys rhizophaga is the source of this 2475-nucleotide messenger RNA. The record is from the annotation of a GenBank genome assembly. NCBI's taxonomy places the organism in Eukaryota, Fungi, Ascomycota, Sordariomycetes, Hypocreales, Bionectriaceae.